AUGACCCUUUUUCCACUAGUGUCAGGGUAUCACCAAAUCAGUUUGUGUAAGGCCGAUAGAAAGAAGGUCGCCUUCAUCACAGAAACAGGGGUGUACAGUUACAAGGCUAUGCCGUUUGGGUUGAAGAAUGCAGGAGCAACCUACCAAAAGCUGGUGGAUAGGGUAUUUGCUUCUCAGAAAGGGAGAAACAUAGAAGUAUAUGUGGAUGAUUCAAUAGUUAAAAGCCGAUUGGCCAGCGACCACAUUGAUGAUUUGAGAGAAACCUUCGAAACACUGAGGAAGUUUAGGAUGAAGUUAAACCCCAAGAAAUGUGUAUUCGGGGUCCGAUCAGGAAAGUUCUUGGAUUUCCUAGUAAGCGAAAGGGGAAUUGAUGCCAACCCAGAUAAGGUAGAAGCAAUUAUGAACUUACCAGAGCCCGGUUGCAUAAAAGACGUGCAAAAGUUAACAGGAAGAAUGGCCGCAUUGACCCGAUUCAUUAGCAAAUCAGCAGAUAAGUCGUUGCCCUUCUUCAACGUAUUAAAGCAAAACAAGAAAUUCAAGUGGGGAGAAACAGAACAAGCAGCUUUUGAGGCUGUAAAACGGCACCUGCAAGCCUUACCCACGAUAGCCCGACCAGAGGAGGGAGACACGCUGCAGCUAUACAUAUCCGCUUCUCAGCACACAGUAGCAGCAGUACUGAUCAUAGAGAAGGAUAAAGCACAGAUACCGGUGUACUUUGUCAGCCACAUCUUGCAAGAAGCAGAAACGAGAUACUCCUUGAUAGAAAAGUUGGGAUUGGCAGUGCUGAUUGCAGCCAGAAAACUGAGACCCUACUUUGAUGCACACGGAAUUAAAGUCCUCACAAACUACCCACUGGAGAAAGCAAUGCAAAAAAUGGACACAUCAGGUAGACUCCUAAAAUGGGCGAUUGAACUGUCAGAAUUUCACAUGGAAUAUCGGCCUAGAACAGCUAUAAAAGCCCAAGCACUGUCUGACUUCAUAGUCGAAGCAUCAUAUCAGGAGGAGGAAAUAGAGGAAGGAAAAUGGGAAGUAGCAGUAGACAGCUCUGUUACCAAGUCAGGGGCAGGAGCAGGGGUAAUAAUUACUUCACCAGAAGGAGACCAGUUCGAGUAUGCUAUUAAGUUCUCUUUCCAGGCAUCAAACAACGAGGCAGAAUACGAAGCUGCAAUUGCUGGCAUACAAAUCUGCAUGGCGGCUGGUGCUCGUAGGCUCAUACUCACAACCGACUCACAGUUGGUAGCAAACCAGAUCUCAGGAGAGUAUGAAACGAAGGAAGAAUCCAUGAAACGAUAUGCCGAAAAGCUUAAACAGUCAGUGGCACAGUUGGAAAGUUUUGAAAUAGAAUUAGUGCCCCGAUCAGAGAACAUGUUGGCAGACUCCCUGUCAAAACUGGCCAGCUCAAGUGUUAUGAUCAAAUCAGUAAUGAUGGAAGUCAUGCAUCGAAGGAGUACGGAGAUAGUGGGGAAAGAGGUCAUGGUAAUCACGAGCCAACCUGAAUGGUAUGACACUAUGUGGACAUACAAGAGAGAUGGAACACUGCCUACAGAAAAAACGGAGGCAAGAAGGUUGAUUAGAAACUCAUGCUGGUUCAUAAUCAUCAGAGGUCAACUCUAUAAACGGGGUUUCAGCUUGCCUUUGUUACGAUGCAUAUCAGCGUAUGAAUCGGCACGACUGAUAGAAGAAAUGCAUGAGGGAAUUUGUGGAAAUCAUCAGGGAGGAAAAACCCUUGCACUGGUAUGCCAAAGGCAAGGAUACUACUGGCCGACAAUGUUAACAGACGCACAAGAGUACGUCAAGAGAUGUGAAAAAUGUCAAGUUUUCUCGACAGUCAUCAAUCGUCCUGCAAACGAUCUCAUGCCAAUCCUAAAUCCAAUACCGUUCGCCCAGUGGGGAAUGGACAUUCUGGGACCAUUCACAACGGCAUCUGGUGGAAGAAAAUUUCUGAUAGUGGCAGUUGAUUAUUUCACCAAAUGGAUAGAAGCAGAACCAGUGGCAAAGAUAACUGCAAAUCAGGUCAAAAAGUUCAUAUGGAAAAAUAUAAUCACUAGGUUUGGAUUACCAAUGGCAAUCGUUAUGGACCACGGGGUACAGUUUGAUUGCUCGCCAGUACAAAGUUUCUUGAGUCUGUACAAAGUAAAAUUUGCCUACUCUUCUGUUUGCCAUCCUCAAAGCAAUGGGCAGGCAGAAGCUGCCAACAAGCAGAUACUGGCAGCAAUGAGAAAGAAGCUGGAUGACUAUAAGGCUGGUUGGGCCGAUAUUGUUCCUGAAAUACUCUGGGGAAAUAGAACCACCGUUAAGGAAGCAACGGGAGAGAGCCCAUUCCGCCUAUGUUUCGGAUCAGAAGCAGUGAUACCAGCAGAAGUAGGGUUACCCACAUUCAGGAUCCAGCAUUAUGAAGAAGACAAGAACGGCCAAUUGUUAAGGCAGGAGCUGGAUUUCCUCCCAGAGAUCAGACUCAGAGCAGAAAUCAGGUCAGCAGCAUACAAACAGCGUAUAAGUAACACUUACAACAAAAGAGUAAAACACAGGCAGCUGGAAGUAGGAGACCCGGUGCUCCGUAGAACUGCAGCUACGGGCAAGGCAAAGGUUCAAGGAAAAUUAACCCUAAACUGGGAAGGGCCCUAUCAGAUAUGGGAAGAAAUCGUACCAGGAGCUUUUAGGCUGAUGGAUAUGGGGGGAGUCGCAUUGAAAAACUCGUGGAACGUCAGCGUCCUUAGAAAGUUUUAUGUGUAA
Messenger RNA from Spinacia oleracea (spinach), 2733 nucleotides. RefSeq lists its product as uncharacterized. Gene Ontology annotation, molecular function: nucleic acid binding; RNA-DNA hybrid ribonuclease activity. Gene Ontology annotation, biological process: DNA integration. The transcript has a single exon. Bases 1 to 2733 code for a protein of 910 amino acids. The record is from RefSeq and is a predicted model, not a curated record. NCBI's taxonomy places the organism in Eukaryota, Viridiplantae, Streptophyta, Magnoliopsida, Caryophyllales, Amaranthaceae.